Messenger RNA from Phycodurus eques (leafy seadragon), 6303 nucleotides. It is a transcript of the gene ubap1, whose product is annotated as ubiquitin associated protein 1. Gene Ontology annotation, cellular component: ESCRT I complex. Gene Ontology annotation, molecular function: ubiquitin binding. NCBI's taxonomy places the organism in Eukaryota, Metazoa, Chordata, Actinopteri, Syngnathiformes, Syngnathidae. The record is from RefSeq and is a predicted model, not a curated record. The coding region runs from base 207 to 1589 and encodes 460 amino acids. The transcript is spliced from 7 exons. Gene Ontology annotation, biological process: ubiquitin-dependent protein catabolic process via the multivesicular body sorting pathway.
UAACCUGACGUCAUGUGAGUGGUGACGUCAGACAGGAACCAGUGGAAGGGAGCCUGACAAAUCAAGAUGGCGUCCCUCGGCAGAGAAGGAAAGAUAUUUCAUAAAAAAUAAAACAUUUUCGACCCUAAUUCUAAUUGCAGCAACACACCGAUAAGGAAUAAAGUCACAUUUGUAAGAGCAAGACGAGGCAGAUGCAGAGUAUCUAAAUGGCUACAAGGAAGUCUGUAUCAGAUGCAUACAACAAUGGACCCAUCAGCUACCUUGAUGAUGUUCCCUUCAAGGUCAAUGAAAAGUUUCGCUGCCCUGCUAAGGUGGGGCUACCUGUCGGCUUUUGUCUGCCAGACUGCAGCUCUCUGUUUGUGGACACAGAGUAUGACUUUUGUCUGGAGAAGCGAAGUGUUCGCUGGGGGAUGGAGCUUGCUGAAGCGCGAGCAGCGGAGGCACGAGCAGAAGAGGCCACUGCGAAACAGGAGGCAGAAAAUCAAGAAUGCUUGGCUCAGUCUGAGGACAUUAAUGGUGGUAGAGGGAAGAUACCCCAGUCUGCUGUUGAAGACCAUGACCCUCCCCCACCAGCAAUGAACCCUGUCCUUGCAGGACUGAGCCAUGAUGCUAUACUCACACCUCUGCCUGCCCCAAGUCUUGGUCCAAGGAAAAUUCAACCUAGCACUCAUCAGCCACAUGGGCUCAACCUGGCUGACUUUGAGCGGGAAGAAGACCCCUUUGACAAGCUAGAGCUUAAAACAUUGGACGAUAAAGAGGAGCUUAGAAGCAUUCUCCAGAGCCAGCCUCAACCUGCUCCUUCUGUAUCCCCUCUGGAUGGGUCCCAGCAAGGCCCCGCUUCACGUGGAAACAGCCCAUCUCCUCCCACCAACACCAGCGUUCCUGUGAAAGCAGGCUUUGCCCAUAAACCCAAUGGCUUGGUUGCUUUGAUGGAUAUGGACAGAGUUGGGCAUCAUGUAAGAUCAAGUUUUGAAGCGGAGGAUCGACCCUGCAACAUCCGCUCCCUGACUUUUCCCAAACUUUCGGAUUCUGGGGAUCCCGAACCAGUAAGAAACAGCCCACACCUCGCACCCAUGCCUGCUCCCCAACAGAACCUACCCAAUGGCAGCCCCCCGAUUAUACCCAGGUCCCAGGUUAUUGUUGCCCCUGAGCACCUUAGCUUCAGUAAGAGUAGUGGACCAAAACAGGUAAACUCGGGGUUAGGUUCUGCUGGCUUGCCAUGUGGGGGAGCCUUGCUGAGCAUGACCCCUGGUGAGCGCCAGUGUGUGGAAACCCUUGUGGGCAUGGGUUAUUCUUAUGAGGGUGUUCUUCGGGCCAUGCAACGACAAGGGCAGAAUGUGGAGCAGGUACUGGAUUAUCUCUUUGUCCAUGGACGUCUGUGUGAGCGGGGCUUCGAUGCAAGCGCUGUGGAGGAAUGUUUAGAGAUGUACCAAUGCUCAGAAGAAAAGGCAUUGCAGUUCCUUGAGUUGAUGUCGAGAUUUGGAGAAAUGGGAUUCGAGCGGGAGGCCAUCAAGGAGGUGCUGCUGGUCCACAACAAUGAUCAGGACAAGGCGCUAGAGGACCUGAUGGCUCGGGCUGCAGCUAGCUGAGCCAAGCUAAUGAAGCAACCGCUGCAGGGCCUGCUUCUUGUUACCACCUCAAACAGCGCCUUUUUUCUGCCCACCCAAUCACACCAUGCCCUGCAGCAUGUGCUUGCCUUGGCUGUGGAAGGGACAACUGAGAGAACAGUUGUUUCUCUCUGUGCUAAACUGUAUUGUUUCUCAAGCACUUUAAGAUGGUGUGCCAAGAGUAACAAUACUUCCCAGCGGUGUUUCUUUCUAAUAAAUACUGAGGUGAUAUUCUAGGAACUGGUACUGCUAGGGUACUCACGAAUAGAGAGGAGGACCAAGAAGAAUUGGGCUGUUGGCUUUGAUGCCAUUUAUAUUUGCUUCCACUUGGAAGUGUUGAGCUGACUGCAGGUCAGAAUUUGCCGGUCUACACUCUUGAAACUGAUUAACAACCAAGUUGCCAUCUUCCACUGCUCAGUGCAGAGCUAGUAAAUGGUGGAAAGGAUAAGGGGUUUUCUUGAAAUUGAACUAAGAAACAUCACAAGUACAAAAACAGAAGAUGAAAGUCAAAGGCACAGUGACCGAACGGAGGAAGAAGUGACUCAAGACGUGCCCUCUCUGCUUCGGUGCACUGUACCUUCUCCUUUCAUUUGUGUUUCUCUGUUCAUUUGGGCACUUUUUCAUGUCAGUUUCUGUAUUUCACAUUAUUUUAUUUAGGAUCGCUUUAUUAAGCAUUCAUCAUUGCAACCCAGAAAAUAAGUGAUACUACUGCUCCAGUUUGCGCUUUUAGCUGCACUGGAACAACCUGCUGCAUAAGCAGCAAGAGAUGGAGGAUCUCGCUCCUCCUGGUUAAACAGUAUAAUAAAUCUCCUACAUCCCACUGACAUUGACAUGUCACACUGCACCAACACUUGUUUCAUAAUUAUCAAUUUAUGUAAAAUAGUACACUGAUACUUUAAUUUUUACAUAUAGAGUUUGACAAUGUAAGGCAUGAAAAGGAUGACGCGCUGUGGCGACCCCUAAAGGGACAAGCCGAAAGGAAAAGAAGAAGUUGACUGGCACUUUGAGCCGCUCUUGUUGUUGGGAGAUCUGGAACAGUCUUUAAGUCUCGCAGGAAAUUUGGAUGUAACUUGACAAGUUUUAAUAUUAGUGAUUUUUCUCAUGCCAUUUAUCUAAUCAAACAUGACCUUACGUUGGUUGACUUGUUCAUAUGUUUUGAGUAAUAAUCUUAUUGAGAUUUGUUGGGCUCUUGUUUGGGGGGGGCUCUAUCUUAGUAAUAAUGCACAAUAGGUCUUGUGAGUUGGCAAGAUAAUGAGACAGCAGAGUGCACAACCCCCACCUUCCUCCAAAAAAUAUCAAGGUAGUGUUAUCAAAGGAAAAAAACAUUUUACACAUGUCCAACAAUAUCAAGUAAGAAUGAAAUCAGUACACUUCCCUGCCAGAGCACCAGUCACAAUAUUCCACUGAUGUUGUUUAAGCAAAACGUCUAUAUUUUGAACAUUAUUUGACUCAGAAUGGCCAAAGUAGCUAAGAUGUCAAUUUGCAGACAGGAACAAUCUCAAACUAGUAUGCAGAAUUGUAGGCAUUAUCAACACAAAACAUUUGUCACUUUUCAACUGUUAACAUCGAUCUUAAAUUCUUCAAUUCAGUCCAGCUUUUUCUGUUGUUUGGGUUAAACAUUUUUAUUUAUUUUUUUAAAGAAUUUGACAUGACCAAAGAAAAUCUGUCCUGGCCCUACUUUCCUCACUACAACUUAGAAGGUAAGUGGACAAUGCUACUCCACAAAAUUGAGAGUGACAGACACAGUUUGAUGGCAUUGGGAUCGGAUGUGCAGUUGCUUUUUGGGCCUUAUCCAUUAAUGUUUCAUGCUGUGCUAAAGGCUCAUGUUUAAGGGUUGGCAAAUACAGUACUUCUAAUAGAUCACCCAAAGGAUUGUGUUGGCUCCAAGUAUCUGAUGCCUGAUCAUAAUAGGACAUUAUAGGUGUGGGUUGUUACAUAUGUUCAGCUUCCUCUUUUGUGACUUGGAAGGUCCCAAUGAUUAAAUACACAGAUAAUUUCAGUAAUCAGAGCUUCUCUAGUAUUUCUUGCUAAUUGCGUGCGUCUUUGUGCCUUGUUUGUCCACAGGAAAUAGAGUACUGUCUCAAGUCAGUUUAGUAGACAAGACGGCAGAAACAAGAUGGGCAUCCUCUCUGUCACCAAGAGGAAGCAUAAAAAGCUUAAAUUCCAUCCAUCAAUCCAUUUUCCGUACCGCUUCUCCUCACUAGGGUCGAAAUUUUAAAAGUAGCCACAGUUGAUUUAUUCAGCUACAAUUGUAUCGCCUCUCCUGUUGUGAGAAGAAUUCGAGGCAGUACAUCAUACUCACCGGAAAUGGUGAUUAUUAAAUCAUCAGGUGAAAUCCACAUCAAAAUAUAACUUUUCAGGAAACCAAAAGAACGACAUGUUUGUUGAGCCAUUAACAUUGUAUCAUCAAAGAGAUCAAGCCAUUUCCAACACUUUAGAUUGGUAAAUAACACCAAUACAGGGACUGACCAAUAGUAUCGAUUUGUGAAAAUGUAUGAAAUUGAUCAACUUUCGAGAUAGGUUUUGGUAGUCGAGUUUGGUUGUAACAAUUUUGCUCUCACCAACCAAUCAGAGGACGGGCAAAUGCAGACGUCAUCGAUAGCCAGCUUCAUGGCCUGGAUAGAUGAUUUUCAAAUACGUUUUAUUAGAUUGAUUUGACAGCGCAUCGAGACUGAAAUCUGAUUGGACAAAACAAUUUAAUACCGACAAUGAUGCUCCUCAUGACGCCAGCGAUUUAUUGUGUGCAGAUUUUACAGAUGUGCUUUGGUAGUCGAAGUUGGUUGUAACAAUUUUGCUCUCACCAACCAAUCAGAGGACAGCCAAAUGCCGUCGUCAUCGAUAGCCAGCUUCAUGGCCUGGAAGGAUAAAUUUAAAAUACGUUUUAUUAGAUUGAUUUGACAGUGCAUCGAGGCUGAAAUCUGAUUGGACAAAACAAUUUAAUACCCACAAUGAUGCUCCUUAUCUCCAAUUUUUGCUGUACUAGUUGCUUCUCUUGGCAUGACUCAUGUCACCAUAUGUACUUAAAGCAGUGCAGCUGAGAAAAACAUUACAAAAUUAAUAGACAGUUGGAAAUGAUAGCAUUUCAUAGAACAAAUAUUAGAAUUUAGGUUGUAUAUUUAGGUAUGUGCUGCGAUUGGCUGGCGACAAGUUCCGGGUUUACCCCGCCUCUCUCCCGAAGUUAGCUGGGAUAGGCUCCAGCACGCUCGCUACCCUAGUGAGGAUAAGUGGCAUGGAAAAUGAAUUAAUGGAGGUAAGUGCUUCUGAUAGCCAGCAGAUGAGGCCUUGCUUGCUUGGACUGCCGCCAUUGACUAAUUUAUUAGACUACCACCAACUGUAAAGUUUAUACCACUGCUUCCCUAAAUUAUCAGCAUUUGCAAGGCCCAAGUACAACCCCAAUUCCAAUGAAGUUGGGACGAUGUGUUAAACAUAAAUAAAAACAGAAUACAAUGAUUUGCAAAUUAUGUUCAACCUAUAUUUAAUUGAACAUACUACAAAGACAAAAUAUUUAAUGUUCAAACUGACAAACUUUAUUGUUUUUCGCAAAUAAAUAUUAACUUUUUUAACCACAUGCCAAAAAAGCUGGGACAUGUAAAAAAGACUGCGAAAGUUGAGGAAUGCUCAUCAAACACCUGUUUGGAACAUCCCACAGGUGAACAGGCAAAGUGGGAACAGGUGGGUGCCAUGAUUGGGUAGAAAAUGAGUUUCCCUGAAUUGCUCAGUCAUUCACAAGCAAAGAUGGGGCGAGGUUCACCUCUUUGUGAACAAGUGCGUGAGAAAAUAGUCGAACAGUUUAAAGACAAUAUUCCUCAAUGUACAAUUGCAAGGAAUUACGGUCCAUAAUAUCAUCAAAAGGUUCAGAGAAUCUGGAGAAAUCACUGCAUGUAAGCGGCAAGGCCGAAAACCAACAUUGAAUGUUCGUGACCUUCUAUCCCACAGGCGGCACUGCAUUAAAAACCAACAUCAAUGUGUAGAGAAUAUCACCACAUGGGCUGAGGAACACUUCAGAAAACCAAUGUCAGUAAAUACAGUUCGGCGCUACAUCCGUAAGUGCAACUUGAAACUCUACUAUGCAAAGCAAAAGCCAUUUAUCAACAACACCCAGAAACGCCGCCGGCUUCUCUGGGCCAAGCUCAUCAAAAAUGGAUUGAUGAAAAGUGGAAAAGUAUUCCAUGGUCUUACAAGUCCACAUUUCAAAUUGAUUUUGGAAAUUGUGGACGUCGUGUCCUCCGGGCCAAAGAGGAAAAUAACCAUCUGGACUGUUAUGGACGCAAAGUUCAAAAGCCAGCAUCUGUGAUGGUAUAGGGCCGUGUUAGUGCCAAUGGCAUGGGUAACUUACACAUCUGUGAAGGCACCAUUAAUGCUGAAAGGUACAUACAGGUUUUGGAGAAACAUGCUGUCAUCAAAGCAACGUCUUUUUCAUGGACGCCCCUGCUUAUUUCAGCAAGACAAUGCCAAACCACAUUAUGCACGUGUGACAACAGUGUGGCUUCCUAGUAAAAGAGUGCGGGUACUAGACUGGCCUGCCUGCAGUCCAGACCUGUCUCUUUUUGCACAAUUGUUUUUUGUCAAUGUCUUUAUGUCCCCAAAGUGUUCUGUAAAUUGACUGUCUGUUGUACUAGAGCGGCUCCGACUACCAGAGACAAAUUCCUUGUGUGUUUUGGACAUACUUGGCAAAUAAAGAUGAUUCUGAUUCUGA